AUGGAGUCGGUGAGAAGAGCAGUGAAGCAAAUAGCCCACACCCCUCCCUCUCAAUGGCUAUCUACGCUCUCUCCUUACCAUCUCUCUCUAACCCCUCUUCUCUUUCUGGCGUCCUCUCUCUACUCCGUCGCCAUCCGCCUCCGCCGCCAGCUCCACCGCCUCAACAUCUUCGAAGAACACCGGUUGCCGGUGCCGGUGAUUAGUGUCGGGAAUUUGACGUGGGGAGGCAAUGGGAAAACUCCAAUGGUGGAAUUUUUGGCUCGCUCAUUCGCUGGUGACGGAGUUUCGCCACUCGUUCUAACUAGGGGGUAUGGUGGUGCAGAUGAAGCUAGGAUGCUUCAGAGGCAACUCAAAGGAACUUCCUCUAAAGUUGGUGUGGGCGCAAAUCGAGUAGCUAUUGCCACUAAAUUCCUCGAACAAUAUGGUUACAUGAAUUUCCAUGGUACUUAUGAUAAACUCUUCUCUGGUGAGAAAAUGGAAGUGCAGUCUAAUUCUGAUCGAGUUGGGGUCGCUAUCCUCGAUGAUGGGAUGCAGCACCUGAGUGUAAUGCGUGAUUUAGAGAUUGUAAUGGUGAACGCACUGAUGCCAUGGGGAAAUCAUCUAUUAAUUCCACUCGGAGCUUUAAGGGAGCCUUUGACUGCACUCAGCCGUGCUGAUAUUCUAGUCAUCCACCAUGUGAAUUUGGUACCUGAAAAUGCUAUCGAAACCUUAGAGUCGACAAUUCAAAGUGUCAAAAAAGCCCUUCCAAUUUUCUUCACUAGAAUGACUCCGGUUCACUUCUCCCCAUGUCGGAACAUUUCCUGUAAAAUACCCCUGAAAGCUGUUGAAAAUAUGGUUGUAUUAUGCCUUUCAGGCAUUGGAUGUGCUGAUUCUUUCAUUCAGAGCAUAGAAAGGAUGGGAGCAGCAUAUGUGGACCACCUGGACUUCAGUGACCACCAUUUAUUUCAAUUGAACGAAAUUAAAAUGGUACUGGCGAGACUUGAAGCACUUGAAGCCGAGUUUGCCUCCAAUCCUGUUGUUAUUGUGACUGAAAAGGAUUAUGACAGAGCUCCCAAGGUGCUCGAGCACAUGAGUCGUUACCAAGUUUUGGUUCUCUGUAGUCGAUUGGAAUUUGUGGCGCGUAAAGGUAGCACGGAAGAUGGAUUCAAAAAGGCGGUGAGAGAGCUUUUGGGCCAAAGGGUCCUUAGUGUAAAUAAGAGGUAA
Messenger RNA from Striga hermonthica, 1203 nucleotides. The record is from the annotation of a GenBank genome assembly. NCBI's taxonomy places the organism in Eukaryota, Viridiplantae, Streptophyta, Magnoliopsida, Lamiales, Orobanchaceae.